Molecule: messenger RNA, 588 nt
Organism: Pararge aegeria (speckled wood butterfly)
Lineage: Eukaryota; Metazoa; Arthropoda; Insecta; Lepidoptera; Nymphalidae
Exons: 4
Coding region: 1-588 (195 amino acids)
Source: RefSeq, a predicted model, not a curated record
AUGCAAGAGGCUCCAAUUCCAGGAACAUUUUUCUGGCGACCUCGACUUGGUCUUGAUCUUUCUAUUCCGACUACAGAAGUGGCAUUCAAAGUUCACUUACCGAAUAAAGAAAAUGUUAGUAGAGAAGGUUGGGUGGUUAUGAUCAAGGGAUAUCAAAUGGGGAUAACCGUCGUUGGUUUAGCGUUCGGUCUGUCAAGCGCAAAACCUUAUCCCCAUCUGAAUCCAAUGUCAGCCUACUUUUAUACAAAUGCCUAUCGUUGGACCCUAAGGCAUCUCAGUCUUAUUCCCAAAUGGAUUGGAGGGAACGGUGGAAGCUAUUAUGACGCACAUAAAGUCUGGAGGCGACGCUUCUUUUACAUGGAAGAAUUUCUACCCGAUUGGUUGAAGGUUGCAUUACCGUUCGUUAGUCGAGAUGAAUGGAAGAAAGAAGAAUUGGAAUUAAAGAAAUUCAAGAAAUAUGCAGAACCAGCCUUCGGUAAACACUACCGCUAUCCUUCCAAAAGUUUCAACGACUUUCAGUCGCAAGACACAAAAGAGACAGCAGAAAACAUUGACGCUUCCAGUUCCUCUGACUCGGAAACUAUAUGA